Messenger RNA from Giardia duodenalis, 1455 nucleotides. RefSeq lists its product as uncharacterized. Gene Ontology annotation, cellular component: intracellular membrane-bounded organelle. Bases 1 to 1455 code for a protein of 484 amino acids. Gene Ontology annotation, biological process: magnesium ion homeostasis. The record is from RefSeq and is a predicted model, not a curated record. Lineage: Eukaryota; Fornicata; Diplomonadida; Hexamitidae. The transcript has a single exon.
AUGGGAGAUGUGGCAACGACAGUCGGGUAUUCUGUAGCGUCAGUUUUCAUCCUCAUCAUUGCUGCUAUCUGCUCAGGACUUAAUUUGGGUCUUCUUGGCAUAGAUGAUUUACGCCUGGGGACUCUUCAGAUAAGCAGCGGGUCCAAGGAGGAGAAGUACGCAAAACGCAUCCUGCCACUUCUUCGUGACCGCCAUCUAGUAUUGGUAACUCUUCUACUCUUUAAUGCAUUGUGCAUGGAGCUUCUGCCCAUCCUUCUAGAAAUACUCGUGGGCCACUUUACAGCAAUCCUGAUCUCAGUCACUGGCGUGCUCCUGUUUGGUGAAAUUGUGCCCCAAUCUAUCUUCCAUCGGUACUCAAUACCCAUCAGUGCAACUCUCGCACCUGUGGUUUGGAUAAUGAUUUUCAUGACCUUUAGUAUUUCUUUUCCUUUAGCCAGGCUCCUCGACCUUAUAUCGGGGAAGCCGAAGGAGAUUCUCUUUCGUCGGGAAGAGCUUCGUAACCUUCUAAAUCUGUAUGACGAGCGCAACAGAACGAGGAGGCGCGCUAGAGAGUCUAUAGACCAGACGGCAAUUAACGUGUCACCGACGUCAUCUCUCAAGAAACCUAGAUCCACCAAGAGUCUGUUCACGGCUACCGAUGGAACCGAGAUCUCGCAAGAGCACAUCGGGGGGCUUCGCAUAGGUCCACUUCCAUCUAUAGCCUCAACCCACGCGCGACGUCGUAAGUCGCAUGCCACUGCUCUUGCUCAUAAAGCUCGCAAGCAUGACCUCAAUAACCUGGACGGGGAGGUGGAAAGAGUGGUACUUCGUUGUCAAAGCAACGACGACAAUGGUGCUGAUCCUAACAGUGAGAGCAAUCAGGUAGACAUGGAACACAAGAUAAUGAGCAUAAUCAGGGAUCCAAGCGACUAUGAGCUGCUUCCCUACGAGAUCAGCGUUAUGAAGGCAGCUUUACGUACGGGUACCAAACAUAUGAAGACAAACAUUGUCCCGCUGGACGAGGUGUACGCUCUGGCUGCUGACAAAGAACUGAACAAAGAGCUGCUGAGAGAGAUUACAGAGCGUGGCCACUCCCGCAUUCCGGUUUACUCUGGCCCCGACAAGGGAGACAUUGUUGGUCUAUUGAGGACAAAAUCCCUCAUAAAUCACAAUCUCAAAGCUAACGAGACAGUGUUUGACGUUAGUUGCCAUGAAAUUAUGUGGUUUACGGAAGACACACAUCUGUACAUGGCCCUUGAGCAGUUCAAGAAAGGGCGCAGCCAUAUGGCCGCCGUAGUGCAGCCAGCGACAGACGGAAAGUGCCAGUUUGGUAUUUCAAGCUCACUUCCCUCCAGGGCGAUUGGAAUCAUUACCCUCGAGGAUGUCAUUGAAUGCAUCAUAGGAACUGACAUUACGGACGAGACGGAUCUCGAAAUGAAGCGUUCAGACUCUUCCGUGUCGUCCGACACUUUGUGA